AUGUCAGAGGAAACCCAGACUACGGAUCUACCAAGCGAGCAACCUGCAGAAGUUGCUCCAGCCACUAAAGAUCUGCCGAAGCCAGUCGAAGGUUUUUUUUAUUUCGAAAUUUUUUCAUUUUGUUGUUGACUAACUUUUAUUUUUCUAACUAAAAUAUUGAUAGCUGUUUCUUGUUUGGAAUAUAUAUUACUGGUCGUAAAUUUUUUGAAAACGAGCUGUAGGAUAGGCACAAAAUCUUAGAAGAUUCUUUCAAGCUUCAUAGAAGAGUUAAGUGGGUUUUACAUUUUUCCACUGCAUUGCAGUGAAUAUCGUUUAUAAAAGAACUACCUAAAUUUCUACUUUUAAAAUGCGGUAUUUGAGAAUAGUUUUAACAAUUUUUCAGAAGACGCCGAACAGAAAGAAGCAGCUGAGACAGUUUCAAACGGAGAGGCCAACAAUCAUGCUGAAGAAACAAAGGCUCCUGCACCAACCGAAGAGGUAAUCAUCUAAAUUGUUUUGUUUUUUUUCAACGAGGUUAAUUUAUCAGGUAAAAGAGAGCGAAGCGGCUCCUGAGGCUGAGAGCGAGGAUAAAAAGGUAGAGGAAACUGGUCCGAGUGAGAAAAAUGUGGAGAGUGAAAAGAAUGAUGUGGAGAGUGAAAAGUGGGAAGUGAUUGGUGAUGAAGAAAUUAAGAAGGUUCGAAUUAACUCAUCUAAUAUUGUUUUAUAAAGAAGUUAUUUUUCAGGCCAAAGAAGACGAAUCUGCGCAGAAGGAAGCAGCGGCUGCUAAAGAAACUGAGGAAAACGCUGAAGAGCCGGUUGCUGAAAAGAAAGAGGUGAAUUGAAUCGAAUCCAUUAUUUUUAAACGUUUCGGUCGCAGGUUGCUCCGCUGACCGAAAAUGCUGAAGAGUCCGCUGAAGAAGCUGCUACAGAAGAGGUUCUUAUCGACUUUUAUUUUCGAAUUUCUAUUGUCAAUAUUUUCCAGAAAGAGGAGUCGCAAGAAGAUGACGCUGAACUGAACGAAGAAGUCUCGGCAGUUGCUGCGACUCCUUCGAAAAGAGGAAGAGGUCGUGGAAGGGGCCGAGGACGCGGUCGUGGACGUGGAACAGCUUCAACGACAGCCACGCCAUCGACUCCAAGAGAGAAGAAAGAGCGCAAAGUCGCUCCGCCACCUUCUGCCGAGGUUUUUAUAAAAUUUAAAGUAUAUGGUUGUGGAUAAAACGAUUUCAGUCUAUCGCGGCCACACGACCAAGACGUUCGACUUCAACUCGUGUUGAUUAUGCGAACCCUGACACUUCAACUGUUUUGGCAGAGGUAGAUGACGAGAUUCCUGGAAAAUUGUUCAAGGUCUUCUAUUUUCUGUGAAUUGAAAAACCAGAGUAAGGUAGCUGUAGGACCUUUUAGGAGAAUUUUGAGAGUAGAAUUACUUGAAAGAAGGAUUCACAGAUUUUUUUUAGUUUUGAAAAAUAUGAAUAUGAUAAUAACGAACUUUUUAGAACGACCUAACCUUGUUUUUUUGUUUAUUUCGAAAAAAAUUUCUUUUGCGAUAAUUUUUUUAAACUGUUGCAAAUGUUUCUCUCUGUGACUUAUUUCUUUAAGUCUGUCCUCAUUUGUCUAGAGAGGAAGCAGACUUGAUAGAUUAUAUUGCUAAUAACUACGUGUUUGAUUCAAAAAUUCUAAACUUGUGAGGAUUUUUUUCUAACUUCAUAAAACUUUAGGGCGCUCGAGGUGGUCGUGGCCGUGGACGUGGAGGACGUGGCAAAGGUCGUGCUCGUGGAUCCGAGUCCGACAGUGAUGCUGCUCCCAGCGACGAGGACGAUGUGGUAAUUUUUUCUCUUUUCUGGUUUUAAAGAAAAAAAAAGUUUCUUUUUUUUUAAAUAGGAGACUAGUAUGCUGAAACGUUUUCAAAAUAUGUAAUGGAGAUUUUAUCAUCAACACAAAGUUAGUUCUUCGGAAAGAGAGAAUGAAAGUUCAAUUUUAAAAAUUAUCGAGGGAGGUGUAUAAAGUUAAGAAUUUGGUCAUUCAGGAAUGUAGUUACGAAUCUAGAAAAUAGCUUGAAUGUUAUCUUGAAAAAUAAAUAUGUAUCGUUUUCUUCAAGUCUACAUGUUGGAGUUUUGCAGGAAUUCGGCAAGAAGAAGCGCGGAGGAGCUGUGGGCCGAGGCCGUGGCCGCGGAAGAACUCCAGGAACUGGACGCGGACGUGGUCGUCCAGCGGGCGGUCGGACCAAGAACAAGGAAGAGUCUGACGAGGAGGACGAUGGAGAAGUCGAGUACGACGACCGCAAGAGCGACGAGGCUGAGGUUGAGGCCGACGCUGAUGUCGACGUGAACGAGAAGGACGAUGAUGAGGCAAGUUCAGGAUUUUCAAGGGACUCUUCAGCACAGAAAGUACAGUUCGAGAGAGAUUAUGAGACUAAAGCAACACUCUUUCUCCUAGCGACUAGUGAACGCCUGAGAAAACUUAUAGAUUAAUUUAAAUUAGCCGUGGGUAACGACUUUAAAAGUGUCGUUGUCUGUAAAAAAGAAAUUAGGCUGAUUCUUCGAACAUUUCUCGACUGAGAGUUUCUUUUUCAGGAAGGCUUAAGGAAGUAUUUGUUCGAUAAUUUGAAUUCAUUUUUCUCAAUCGUUCAACACACCCGAUGUUUCCAAGCUUAACCCUUUUUUUUUUUUAGUUUUGAGCUCCGUGAGGAUGGUUAUAGCUAAAGUUUGAUAUUUCAUAUGUAUCUUGGCUUAUGGAAAAUACGAUGUAAGUAUUAAACAUGUUUUCUCUUUCAGAGCGGCAAGAAGAGGAAAGCGCCUGAGUCUUCAACUCCAUCUAAGAAACGCGCUCGAGCUGGAGGCGAUGAUGAAGAAGAAUAA
Molecule: messenger RNA, 2834 nt
Organism: Caenorhabditis auriculariae
Lineage: Eukaryota; Metazoa; Nematoda; Chromadorea; Rhabditida; Rhabditidae
Source: the annotation of a GenBank genome assembly